AUGAAACAGUUGUGGAUCCGUUCCAACGGACACUGGGUCACUUGUGAUAACUUGAUGAAUUUCGACUGUUGCUAUAUUCUUAUCGAACGAUCCAGACUCUCCAUCUCUGAUUUGAGUUCAUUUUUAAGACACUGGCGUGCCGGUGGAUCAACUUGUUUGGAGUGGUUACAAUUGAACUUCGAGAAACAUACAUUUCAAAAAUGGUUUGAUGAAGAUUUGAAAGUUUUGCUAACCGACGAAGAGAGAGAGUGUUUCGCCGCACUUUUGAUGGAUGGGAAUUUGUAUUUCAUGGUGGCUACAGUAUCCAACGCGUGGACGGUGUGA
This is a messenger RNA of Caenorhabditis briggsae, 324 nucleotides long. The coding region runs from base 1 to 324 and encodes 107 amino acids. The record is from RefSeq and is a predicted model, not a curated record. NCBI's taxonomy places the organism in Eukaryota, Metazoa, Nematoda, Chromadorea, Rhabditida, Rhabditidae. The transcript has 2 exons. Gene Ontology annotation, biological process: embryo development.